Merops nubicus (carmine bee-eater) is the source of this 1116-nucleotide messenger RNA. RefSeq names its product phosphatidylinositol 4,5-bisphosphate 5-phosphatase A-like. The annotation marks the transcript as partial. The record is from RefSeq and is a predicted model, not a curated record. Lineage: Eukaryota; Metazoa; Chordata; Aves; Coraciiformes; Meropidae. The transcript is spliced from 5 exons.
CGCAUCCUCUGGAAGAUAAAGCCUGGCAGCGUUGGGCCUGGCGCGGGCGGGCGCCGGCCCAGCCGGGGCGUGCUGUCGGUGAGCCAGCUCUGCUACUGCAGCCAUAUGGAGUACACGGUCAGCGACCACAAGCCGGUGGCUGCCAUCUUCGCAGUGCAGUUUGCUUCCAAGGCAGACAAGCCCCCAGUUGAGAUCUAUGUGGCUGAUGAAUGGAGCAGGCCUGAACAAGCGGUUGUCAGGUACAAGAUGGCUGCUGGCUUCCACCGGAGCUCCUGGGACUGGAUAGGACUCUACCGGGUGGGCUUUCGGCACCCUAAGGACUAUGUGUCCUACAUCUGGGCCAGGAGUGAUGACGGAGAGCGCUGCCUGGAGAAGCAGCUGUGUGCACAGGUGAUGUUCUCAGAGGAGGCCCUACCCAAGGGGAAGGGCGAGUACAUCCUUGGAUACUACAGCAACACCUCCAGCAGCAUCGCUGGUGUGACUGAGCCUUUCCAGAUCUCCCUGCCCAGGUCAGAGGAAGGCAGCAGCCCCACGGACAGCUCGGGCAGCAGCUCAGAAGAGGAGGAUGACAGCACGCUUGUCCUUCUGGCCCCCAAAUCCCGUAGCCCCAGCCCGGGCAAGAUGAAACGGCACCGGAGCCGAAGCCCCAGUCUGGCCAAGUUCCAGGGCCUCAUCCUGCGGCCAUCAAGCCGGGACAGGGGUACGAGACGCAGCCCCUCGCCCCAGAGCCGCCGCGGCCUCCCGGGGGACAUCCCUGCCAUCCACCUGCCCCAGGAGGAGCUGGGCUGCUGCGGAGCCAAAGCCAAGGAGCCUGGGUGGGCGGCCAACAGCCCUGAGGGCAGCUCCUUCUACCAGACUGUGUGGGAGCAGGGUGGCCCCCGGCGUGCCUCUGCCGACACCCCGCUGGCCAGGGCUGACCCCCGGAACCUGGGCCUGCUGCCUGCGCUCCGCCUGGAGACCAUCGACCAGGCCCUGGGCCGGCAGAGGGAGAGCAGGGAUCAGGGCUAUCCCUGCUGGAGGAUGAGCCCCACUAGCCCCCCAGGCUGCAGCAGUGCCCCGAGGGAGGGGGGCAGCCCCCAGGAGCUGGACAGCCAGAGCUGUCCCCUGGGCCGCUGA